CUCAAUUCCAUGCUCUGAUAGUAGUCACUGGUUUAAACCAACUACUAAUUUGCACUUUGCCUUCUUUUUGCAAUUUGUGCGCGUUCACCUUUUUCUUUUUCUGCUUCGAUUCACCAGCAUUCAUUGCCCUCUGUGGGUAAGGAUAGCACCCCGCCAAAAUGCAGGCUCCGGUGGUGGUAAUGAACACCCAAAGUGGGGAUAGACAGGUCGGCAGGAAGGCUCAAUUAUCCAAUAUCACAGCUGCAAAGACUGUCGCAGAUAUUAUUCGAUCAUGUCUCGGUCCGAAAGCCAUGCUGAAGAUGCUUCUCGAUCCCAUGGGUGGUAUUGUUCUGACCAACGACGGCCACGCAAUUCUCAGAGAAAUCGAAGUUGCCCACCCCGCGGCCAAAAGUAUGAUCGAGCUGAGCCGGACACAAGAUGAAGAAGUUGGCGAUGGAACAACUACGGUCAUUAUUUUAGCGGGUGAGAUUUUGGCAUACGCACUUCCACAACUCGAACGAAAUAUUCAUCCCGUUGUCAUCAUUUCCGCGUUUAAACGAGCUCUCAGUGAUGCCCUUGCCAUAGUGGAGCAGAUCUCCAUACCCGUCGACAUCGACGAUGACAAGGCAAUGUACAGCUUAAUACAAUCGUCGAUUGGCACGAAAUUUGUUUCCCGGUGGUCCGAGCUCAUGUGCGGCCUGGCAUUGAAAGCUGUGCGCACUGUUUCCCUCGAUGCUGGUGGUGGAAAGAGGGAGGUCGAUAUUAAGCGAUAUGCUCGUGUUGAGAAGAUCCCUGGUGGUCAGAUUGAGGACAGUGAAGUGAUUGACGGAGUCAUGAUUAACAAGGACAUUACGCAUCCAAAGAUGAGGCGGAGAAUUGAGAACCCGAGGAUCAUUCUCCUUGACUGUCCUUUGGAAUACAAGAAGGGAGAGUCACAGACGAACAUCGAGAUCUCUAAGGAAGAGGACUGGAAUAAGAUCUUGCAGAUCGAGGAAGAACAGAUCAAGCAUAUGUGUGAUGCGAUUUUGGCCCUCAAGCCUGAUCUUGUUAUCACUGAGAAGGGCGUAUCUGAUUUGGCUCAACAUUUCUUGGUUAAAAACAAUGUCACUGCACUACGUAGAGUUCGGAAGACGGACAAUAACCGCAUUGCCCGUGCAACGGGUGCCACCAUCGUUAAUCGUGUCGAUGACUUGCAAGAAUCGGAUGUGGGCACUCAGUGCGGUCUUUUCGAGAUUGAGAAAAUUGGCGAUGAAUAUUUUGCAUUUAUGCGCAAAUGCAAGCAGCCGAAAGCCUGCACAAUUUUGCUUAGAGGACCAUCAAAAGAUAUUUUGAACGAAAUCGAGCGGAACUUGCAAGAUGCUAUGGCGGUUGCCCGAAAUGUCAUUUUUCAUCCUCGCCUAUCACCCGGUGGAGGUGCGACUGAAAUGGCCGUCUCUGUGAGACUUGGUCAGUUGGCCAAAACAGUUGAGGGUGUCCAGCAAUGGCCAUACAAGGCUGUUGCCGAAGCGAUGGAAGUGAUUCCACGGACAUUGGCUCAGAACGCAGGACAGAACCCUGUUCGAGUUUUGACUGGUCUGAGAGCCAAGCAAGUUGAAGGUCAUAGCAGUUAUGGCAUCGACGGAGACACUGGCGCUAUCGUGGACAUGAGAGAAUACGGUGUGUGGGAACCAGAGGCGGUUAAGCUACAAAGCAUCAAAACUGCCGUUGAGUCUGCUUGCUUAUUGCUCCGUGUCGAUGACAUUUGCAGCGCCAAGUCCUUGAAGCAAGCUGCCAAUGUCGGUGGCGGCGAGGAGUAGGCUGCUCGUCUCCCCAUUGCGGAUAGAUAAAAUAGCAUAGACAAAGGAAGUAAUUGCAA
This is a messenger RNA of Coccidioides posadasii C735 delta SOWgp, 1834 nucleotides long. RefSeq names its product T-complex protein 1 subunit gamma (gene CCT3). Lineage: Eukaryota; Fungi; Ascomycota; Eurotiomycetes; Onygenales; Onygenaceae. The record is from RefSeq and is a predicted model, not a curated record. Gene Ontology annotation, biological process: protein folding. Gene Ontology annotation, cellular component: chaperonin-containing T-complex. Gene Ontology annotation, molecular function: ATP hydrolysis activity; ATP-dependent protein folding chaperone; ATP binding.